UUUUUAAAACAAAAAGGCUUUAAAAUGUUUUUCGUUCUUCUUAUAUUUGUGAAAAUUAUUCUGAUAACAUCUGGGCAUCCCAAUGAAAAUAGAAAAAACGAUGAACCAAUUUGUUCAAAAUUUGACUAUGAGGAAAAACUUUUAGAAAAAGUGAUAAGAUUGGAGAUGAAAAUGGAAAAGAUAAUAGAGGAAGUUAAAGAUAAAGAAAAGGACGUUAUGACCAUAGCGACCGAUGUGUCACAAAGAGUUGGCAAUAUGGAGAAUAACGCCAUUCAGUUUCAGCAUGAUGUCAACCAAACAAUGAUUGAGCUUUCUGAUAACUUCAAAGAAGAAACAGCUAAGCUUAAAAGUUUAGCAGACAAGUCGCUGUUGCCUAUCGUUGGAUUCAACGCUCUUUUAUCUUUGACAAAAACUGUGAACACAGGGAACAAGGUCGUCUACGAUACCGUAAUAACAAACCAAGGUGAAGGUUACGAUAGUGUUACUGGAUUAUUCACUGCACCGCUCACUGGACUCUAUUUCUUCACAGCCCAUGCUUGUAAUCAAGGAAACUUGGAUGUGAAGUACGCAAUAUAUCAAGAAGGUACACUCACAACCAAAAGUAUACAGUAUGAUAAUGGUUGUUAUAGUUGUAGCUCUGUAAGCACCAUCGCCAUGGUAAAUAAGGCGGAGCGGGUGUGGGUACAGAGUUUAGACACCUCUGUGUAUUACUCGGAUUCAUUCAGGUGGAACACAUUUGCUGGAUCGCUUUUGAACAGACAAGUGCGUUAAUUCUAUAAAUAAC
This is a messenger RNA of Ruditapes philippinarum (Manila clam), 784 nucleotides long. RefSeq names its product complement C1q subcomponent subunit B-like. Gene Ontology annotation, molecular function: protein binding. Bases 25 to 771 code for a protein of 248 amino acids. The transcript has 2 exons. Lineage: Eukaryota; Metazoa; Mollusca; Bivalvia; Venerida; Veneridae. The record is from RefSeq and is a predicted model, not a curated record.